AUGGCUUGUUGCAAGAUAUAUUUAAUGCUGUCAGCACUAAUUACUUGUCACGUGAGUGCAAAUUACGAACGUUUGAAAAAUUGGAAUCCAGAGAGCAUAUCGCAUCCUUGGAAUAAACAGUAUGAAGUUUACGAGAGUGCUCCUUCCGAGAUUCUGCCUGAUUAUAAUUUUGGAUUGCGCAUAAAUCGAACUGUAGAUCGUUUCGGAAGCCCAUCUAAACCUUUUCCGAUUGUUGUUAAGAAAGAGCCCGUCGAAGAGAAAAACUUGAAAAAGAUUCCGUUUUAUACGUUCACUAAUAAAGAUUCCACAAGGUACAAGGAAUUGACUCCCGACUUGGGAAUUGCGCACUGUCAGGAGAUCAAGGUGAAAUCGACCGGGAGGAAUGGCGAACCGAGAAAAGGCAUUACGACUUGCUACAAUUGCAAGGAUCCAAAAACUAAAUCCACAUACAAGCGUUGUUUAUACAGCAGUCUUCCGGAAGAGAGCGCAUCCGCUAAUACGAAUAUGGAACGUUACCUGUCCGUGCCUACUGGCUUCAGACAUCGAAGAUCCAAUUUUGAAAGAAGCACAGAUAAUUACGGAAGACCACGAAAUCCUUACCGAUUCACUGAUGAAUACUUCACCGACGCCAGCCGUGACGUACCGGCUGCAUACGAAAACAAGGGAGAGAAAUGCGAUAAGGUCGUAAAAGAUUCUAUGGUGUGCAUGGUGUGCAAGGAUCUUAAAACCAAUGGCAAAUACGAGCAGUGCUCGUAUGUAAAGCAGCCGCAUGAGAAAGAGUACUCAUACGUUAAAUCCAGCUCGUUUGGCAAACCCCGGGAGAACGACGGCGAAGAACGUCCCGAUCCUGGCAAUGUAGAGUCUCGUGAAUAUUCCUAUCCGAGCGAGGAUUAUUCCGAGAAGACGUCAACGGCGAACGAACGGGAUGAGGUAAAGGAUGCUCCUUCAGCAGAUUGUAAACAGGUGCAAAGGGAUUCCAAGACGUGCACGGUGUGCAAGGACUCUAAGACAGGCGGUACUUACGAGAAAUGCACUUACAAUUAUCAACCCAGCGAUAAGUUGUAUAAAUACAGCAGAUCGAAAAGCUUCGGAUAUCCGGAUAAGGUCUCGGAUUCCACUCGGGACUUAAACACGAAUCAAACAUCGGAGAAAUCGAAGGAUUUUGAUUAUCCGCAAAGUUCCGAUUCGCGCGAUUAUUUAGAUAAAUCGGAAAUCUCUACUUAUCCACGGAGCUCCGACGAAGUCGUGAAAGCUCAAGACCCGAAUGAUUCCGACGGUACGUCUCACGGUUCACCCGACUACAGCAGCGACUACUCCAGUUCCGAAAGAUCGAGCGAUUACAAAUUCCCAUCACACAAUAGCGAUUCUGAAUCUUACGACGGCCAAACGACAUCUUCCUCAAAACCCACUUCGGAGAGUUACUCCGAAAGUAUCAGCGCGGACAAUUGCAAAACGGUGCAGAAGGAUUCAAUGACGUGCAAGGUUUGCAAGGAUCCGCAAACGGGCAACGACUUCGAGCGGUGCUCGUACUCGUACCAGCCCAGCGACAAGCUCUAUUCUUACAGUAAAUCCCGGACGUUCGGCAAUCGGCAGAAUGACAAGUCCGAGCAAACGGAUUCGUCGAACGAAGACGAGCGCUCGCCGGAAAGUUCCGAGAUCGUGAAGAAGUCUUACGACGAAUACGCGCCGUCGGGACAGGUUUACGAAGCUUCGACGACGGACGAGACAACGUCCAGGACUGACGAUGCGGAGGGGAAGAAGCUGGGAGUGGACGUCGGAUAUUUGGACACCGUAAAAAAGAAGGCCGAGAUCGAGGAGUUUAUGCAGAAGUUUCGGAAGGAGGACCGAUCGAAGUGCAAGAAGAUCAUGCGCGACAAGAUGACCUGCUACCAGUGCGUCGACGAGGAGGGCUUCCAGAAGGAGGAAUGCGCCUUUGUCACCGGCCACGAGCCCGACAAGGAACAGCUCGUGUUUCACGAGACGAAAGAAUUUCAAGUGGACACCGCGCCGCCGCGUGUCCGCGACAUCAAGCCGUCGACGAGCUCGACGAGCACGAAGGCGGCGGACUCCGUGGAGCCCAGCGCGUCCGCCAGCAAAAAUUCUUACGUUAGACUGGAGAAGCCGGACAACGAUUAUCCCGACGAGGCGUCGUCGUCGUCGCACACGGCGGCCGAGGAAACGAAGGAGGCCGAGCCGUAUGAUUACACAUCGGAGACGAGACCCAAAUACGACAAGGUCCUUAGAUUAACUCUGCCGGCGUACAUGUUCACCACUUCGGAACACGAAGCGGCGUUUGACGAGCUCGUAGCUGCUGCCCAUGAUCAGCGCUAA
Messenger RNA from Wasmannia auropunctata (little fire ant), 2331 nucleotides. RefSeq lists its product as uncharacterized. The record is from RefSeq and is a predicted model, not a curated record. The transcript has 5 exons. The coding region runs from base 1 to 2331 and encodes 776 amino acids. NCBI's taxonomy places the organism in Eukaryota, Metazoa, Arthropoda, Insecta, Hymenoptera, Formicidae.